AUGUCGUUAUAUGCAGCACCAAUACUUUAUUUAAACUUGGGCGGUGAAAUGCUGUACGUCUUGCGACAAAGAUUGAAAGCGCAAAGGAUAUGCACUGAUAAAACUACACAAGUAUUAGACGAUGUGAGCGCGGCGUUGCUUAAUCCUAAAAUAUUGUCUUCUGUAUUUGGAGGAAAGCCCUUGCCCGGGAUACCUGUUUUACGGUCUACCUUAGAAUGUGUUGUAUUGUCUUCGAUAAUGAAACUCGACAAAAAUAGUAUGAAUAAAUUGUUUGACUUAAUGACUAUGAUGGUUAAAUAUCAGUUGACUGCAGCUACCGGUCCCGUAGAAGUUGUAUUGUUAACUCUAAAUCAUACAGAUGCCAUGCGUGAUAUGGUCAGCAAUCCAAACGCUCAACAAUGCGUUGGACUAGUGCAUCAGAUGGUAACUGAUUUUUACGGUAUGUUAACGUUCGAGGAAGUAUGGAAUGCUAGGAACGAUUGCUUGAGGGAGUUAGAACCGUACUGUGUGAGGGUGUCCGUACUUCUUAGACUUGGUUUGCAAAACGAAGACGGUAAUUUUAAUUCAACGUAUCAUAAGUAUAACGAGAGGUACGACGAAAAUAAAGAUCGUUUUUCUGGCAAGAAACUAUACGACAUAGAUCCGAAGACGUACUGUAAUGGAUCCUUCGAUCUUUUCGGGGAACGAGGUACAAUACUUGGUAAAAAUAUGUACUCAAUGUCAUAUGGCACGUUAAAGCCAACGCCCGAUCAUGAUAAAGAUGCACACAUUAAAGAUUGUGGUACAAAAGCCGAACUUGGCAUGCUAGCUAUCCAGCUAGGAACAGAGGACACUUCCUACAAACGGCCUUUCACUUUAAAUUUACUUUCCAAUGAAGAUAAGGAUAAUGCAAAUGCAAAUGAAAAGCUAUUUGAUUCUAAGGAGAAUACUCCAAAACAGGAGAAGCCGAAAUUUAACGAAGAUUAUAAGAUCAGACUAGAGAAUAUACGCGCGGACUUUUUUGACGACGAACACGAUAAUAUAAAACAUAAUGUGAAUCUGUUAGAUCUCUUGGAUAAAACGGAAUAAUUCUAUUUAAUUGACAAUAUAUAAUUUCUUAUGUACCUUUAUAAUAACGUAUAGCUAUAUUAUGAUGCAAAUAACUAUUUUUUUAUAUUUCACAAUACCUACUUCGUUUAAACCUCGUUCUUCUAUGAAUUUUCUUACACAGUUAACUAUUUAUAUAAAUGCAAUAUAUCUGCGAUUGUUAAACAUUAAAUACAAUUAUUUCGCGCUAAGAUUUUAUUUAAAGACACACUACAAAAUGAAA
Molecule: messenger RNA, 1309 nt
Organism: Ceratina calcarata
Lineage: Eukaryota; Metazoa; Arthropoda; Insecta; Hymenoptera; Apidae
Gene: OSCP1
Product: Organic solute carrier partner 1
Exons: 4
Coding region: 1-1068 (355 amino acids)
Biological process (GO): transport
Cellular component (GO): cytoplasm; plasma membrane
Source: RefSeq, a predicted model, not a curated record